AUGGCAUCUUCAUCAGAAAACUCUGGCUGGGGAUCCCAACAAAAGGACCCCAAACAAGCACUGGCGGAAGACAAGUGGGACGACUGCAUGUCCUGUCGAAUAACCGGCUCUGCUGCAUUCAUCGGCGCCGGCAUUUACAGCUACCACAGCGGGAUGACCAACCUCCGCAAACAAGAGAAGAGCAUCAUGCAGAGCACAUCACAAUUCAAGAUGGGUUCGCGCCGGCUCGGAGUUUCGGCCAUCGCUGGAACCCUCGUCGCCAUGGGCAUCUAUCGAGCAUUCAACUGA
Penicillium cinerascens is the source of this 288-nucleotide messenger RNA. RefSeq lists its product as uncharacterized. The record is from RefSeq and is a predicted model, not a curated record. Lineage: Eukaryota; Fungi; Ascomycota; Eurotiomycetes; Eurotiales; Aspergillaceae. The coding region runs from base 1 to 288 and encodes 95 amino acids. The transcript has 2 exons.